AUGGUCUUUGUGACUACUGUGGGGCCCAUGCGGAGACAGUCAACCACCUUUUCUGGCACUGUGAACAUGCCAAAGAUAUUUGGUCUUCAAGGUAUAUGGAAAGAUCAGAAUGAGAUAUUUCAUGGAGGUAAGGGUAGGCCUGGGAAAGCUGUGGUACAUAGUGCUUUAAUGCUCCUGGAUGAAUAUCAGAGUGUAAAUGAAAGUCUCGAAGCUGCUCAGGAGAGUACACUUGUGACAGUAAAGUGGAGCCCACCGUUGGAGGGAUGGUACAAGGUCAGCGUUGAUGGCACCGUGUUCACUAAACUAAAGCAAACGGGGAUCAGAGUUAUUAUUAGAGAUGACACAGGGGCGGUGGUCGUUGUGAUGAGCAAGAAGAUAGCAGUCCCAUUAGGAGCGCUGGAGACAGAAGCGAAAGUGAUGGAGACAGGAGUCCGUUUCGCUGCGGAAGUGGGAAUACGGGAUGCGAUCUUUGAAGGAGAUUCAAUCUUGGUGUACAACGCAGUGCAUGGCUCACGCUUUGCAUCUAUGGCGAUCCAAAAUAUUGUCACCGGUAUACUCCGUCAAGCUCAAGGCUUUAGAAUGUUCACUUUCUUGCACGUUAAACGGUAG
Quercus lobata is the source of this 609-nucleotide messenger RNA. RefSeq lists its product as uncharacterized. The record is from RefSeq and is a predicted model, not a curated record. Gene Ontology annotation, molecular function: RNA-DNA hybrid ribonuclease activity; nucleic acid binding. The transcript has 2 exons. NCBI's taxonomy places the organism in Eukaryota, Viridiplantae, Streptophyta, Magnoliopsida, Fagales, Fagaceae. Bases 1 to 609 code for a protein of 202 amino acids.